UUGUCUUGAAAAAUACUUUCAUAAAAGUAUACAUAUAUCAAUUUCUAAAUAUAUCUUUUAUAAAAAUAUGAGGUCAAAGUUGUGUUUUGAAGACCGUGUUGCUGUCCUAAGCGACUUUUAAAUCGUAUACGAAGGUAGUAAUAAAUAAUUCAGUACCUCACACAUAAAUACAAAAAUGGUUGCCUAACUGCUUAGGUAUGAUUCUGAACGAGCCUACCUCACACCAAAUGUAUUUUUUUGAAUGGUAAUUAAUGUACUGGUUAUCAAGCUUCUAUAUAGAGUGAUGGUAUGGAUACACAAAUAUACUAGCUAGCCAGCAUAGCCUAGUCUAUAUCUUCAUCACCAAGGAAGAACAGCUACUUACUGAUCGAAGUAAUGGCGGCUCCCCUUGCAAAAGAUGAAGAAGAUCACAAGAAACAUGGAGAGGGUUGUAGCCAUAGCCACUUCCUCGUGGUGGCCUACAGCAUGCAAGGCCACGUCAACCCUGCACGCACGCUCGCACAUCGCCUUGCUCAGGUCAGCGGCUGCACCGCCACCCUCUCGAUCCCGCUCUCCGGCCACCGCCGCAUGUUCCCCUCUUCCUCCGACGACGACGACAAGGAGGCCGCCAUCGUCAGCGACGGGCUCAUCUCCUACCUCCCCUUCUCCGACGGCGUAGACGACGGGACCUGGCCCAUCGAAGAGGAAGACCGGGCGCGCCGCCGUGACGCCAACUUCAGAACCCUCUCCGCCAUCAUCACCCGCCUCGCCGCCAGUGGCGGACGGCCGCCGGUGACCACCGUGGUGUGCACCCUCAGCAUGCCGGUGGUCGGCGAGGUCGCGCGCGCGCACGGCCUCCCGCUGGCCAUCUACUGGAUCCAGCCAGCGACCGUUCUCGCCACGUACUACCACUACUUCCACGGCCACGACGACGACGAGCUCCAUCAACUCCUCGCCGCCGGCAGCAGCAGCAACCUAAGGUCCGACGACGACGAGGUCGUCGUCACUCUCCCAGGCAUGCACCGCCCUCUUCGAAUCCGCGACAUGCCGAGCUUUUUGGUCGAGGAGAAGACGCAGGACGGCCUGUCCAAGAUGAUCCUCCAGUCGAUGCGCGGGCUGUUUCAGCAGAUGGACGAGGAGAAGCCGGUGGUUCUGGUGAACACGUUCGCCGCGCUGGAGGACGACGUCGUGCUCAGAGCCGUCCAGCCAUACAUGGACGUCGAGGUCUUCGCCGUAGGGCCAGCAGUUCCAUUAUUGAAGAAGAAGGACGACGGAGGAGCAAGCGAAGAACGACUAGCACAGAUCCAUCUCUUCCAGCACGACGAGACGGCGGCGUACAUGGAGUGGCUGGACGAGCAGCCGGAGAAGUCCGUCGUCUACCUCUCGUUCGGGAGCUUGCUGGGAUACACGAGACGGCAAGCCGAGGAGGUCCUCCACGGGCUGCAGGCCAGCGGGCGACCAUACCUGUGGGUGGUGCGCAGGGAGGGCCGCGCCGAGGAGGUGGAUGACCUCUGCCGCCUGUCGACGGCGGCGGAGAAGAAGGCGGCGGGGAUGGUGGUGGAGUGGUGCGACCAGCAGCGGGUGCUGGCGCACCCAUCGGUGGGGUGCUUCGUGACGCACUGCGGGUGGAACUCGACGCUGGAGGCCGUGGUGAGCGGCGUGCCCAUGGUGGCCGUGCCGAGCUGGUCGGACCAGCCGGUGAACGCGUGGCUGGUGGAGGAGGGGUGGCAGGUGGGUGUCCGGGCGGAGCGGGACGGAGAAGGGACGCUGACGAGAGGGGAGCUCGCGAGGUGUGUGGAGCUGGUCAUGGGCGCCGGUGACAAGGCGGUGCAGGUGAGGGCGAAUGCGAGUGGGCUGAAGCAGAGAGCUCGAGAGGCUGUUGCUGCAGGUGGGCCGCUGGAAACGAGUCUCAGGAGAUUUGUCGAAUUCAUGCAAAAGUAAUAAGUAUUUUAUUUUUGACUUUUGCUAUUUAUCUAUUGAUAUA
Messenger RNA from Sorghum bicolor (sorghum), 1963 nucleotides. RefSeq names its product cyanidin 3-O-rutinoside 5-O-glucosyltransferase. Gene Ontology annotation, molecular function: UDP-glycosyltransferase activity. The record is from RefSeq and is a predicted model, not a curated record. The transcript has a single exon. Lineage: Eukaryota; Viridiplantae; Streptophyta; Magnoliopsida; Poales; Poaceae. Bases 376 to 1920 code for a protein of 514 amino acids.